AUGAUACGGAAACUGGGGGAUGCCCGUGUGUGUUGAGGUCGCCUGAUCGCCACUGAUGUGCCAAGAGAUCACGCGCGCUUCUUGGCUCGCCCCGUAGGGUGUAGGGUUCAAACCCUAGAGACCAGGCGAGGAGGCGCCGCGCACACACCUGCAGGCUGCCAGACUCGACUCAAGGCGUGCCGUAGCAGCCCUCAUUCGACAGCCCUCAACCGAGUGUGAGUGCCCUGAUACAACCCUGAUAAGGCGAGGCCACCCUUCGGUCUUCAUCAAUAGGGAAGCCUCGACGGAGAAGCCGCACGUAGUAAUGUAAGCACACAGAUGAAGCACAUGGCAGCGUAUGUGGAGAGCGAUGCAUGCAUCUCGUCGUGUGCACUUUUGUCUUCAGCCGUGCUUGAGUGGUGCCAUGGCAGCAGCUUCGUCGUCAUCUUCAUCUGCUGCUUCGCCUCCUCAGGCAGAGGUGAGUCAAACCACAGUGGCACGUCAAUCAAUCAAUGCGUCAUUCACUCAUUCACUCGUUCAUUGCUUUGUUUGUUUCGUUAGGCCAUGGCAUCGUGUUCGUCGGCCGGUCGUCACCGGGAGGGCACUCGUGUGCUGCUGACGUCGGGCACCAGAAGGGAUGCCAAUGAGAGCUAUGUGUGGCUCAAGGCCGACGUCUAUCGCAUAGAGGAGAUCAGCAAAGGGACGCUGCUCUUCAUGCGGGAGGUCGGCGGCCGGGAGGAGUUCAAACAGGUGGUGCCGCAUCGGACCAGCGCGCCCAUGAACACCAACCCACAGCCACCCGUGGUAGGCAAACACACCUCAACAGGAAGCUCCUUAGAUGCCCCGCUGAAUGUGUGUGUGCCUGUGUGUCUGUGUCGUCUGUGUCGUCUGUGUGGCUGUGUCGUCUGUCUGCAGGUGUGGGAUGUUAGCAGGAAGGUACACGUAGCCACGCACUGCACACCCAUAUUUCCACUCUGCCUUCUCCCUCCUCCUUGGUGGUGUUUCUGCUUCAGGCCCCUGACGGUUUUGGCGACGGCCCUGACGGCUCUCUGGCGACGCUAUUCAGCUUCAUGACGCCUUGCGAGCUGUCGGCUCUCUUCCCGGACCGCCCCGUCGAACCACUAACAAACCAGCAAGCCGACCCCACCAUCCACGAUGCAGCCGUCCACCAGCAGACACACAUCACCGUGGACUGCAGCACCCGUGCAGAGUGUCACUUCUGGGAGAGCAUGACGCCUGAGGCCGCAUUCCAGCUGGGCAAGUGUCUCAUCAACGUGACGGCACUCACCGUCCUGCAGCCACACGAUCGUCCAUCGUGGUGUCUGUUCACCAUGAUAGGCAUCGUGGAGGGCCAUGCCGCCGGGCGACGGAAGGCGUACGAGGCGAAGGAUCGACAGCAGCACAUGCCCGAGGGGUCUCUGGAGAGCAUCCAAUUUGUGGCCAGCCCCAUCAGCCACGCCGACCGACUAGGGCGGCAGCAUUGCCCCACCAGAAAGAAUCGCAACAGCAGCAACAAUCGCGGCAUCUACAUUAAGGCCAGGAGGGGCGGCGAAAGGACAAAGAGGAAGCGCCCCCCCAUCCCCCCUCCCAUCAGAGCGCCCCCAACCCUCCCUGCCCUCAGGACUGUCACAGGAGCCGUCCCGGAGCACGCUGUGGUGUCCAGCAGCCGGUGGGUGAUGCCCGCACUCGAGCACAUAGACCAGCAGGGCUGGACGGCGGACCAGCUGGGCCUGUUCAUCAGCACUUCGCUGUCGCUGCAGCACGUGGGUGGGAGGGUGCGGGGCGCGGAGUGGGCGGCUGUGUUUAGGUAUGUCCUCGUGGCACGUGAUGGCCAGCCAGGGCGGCUCAGACGGCUGCGGAGCAUUGGAUUGAUCCAUUACUGGACGCCGGAAGAAGUGGACGAGCUGCAGGUAUGGACCAUUACAUCGAAAAGGAAUCACAUGUAAUUAUGUCAUUGUCUUCACUUCUAGGAGGUAUUGACGUCGCGUGGCUGCCGCAAGUCGCUCAAGAGCGUCAGCGUGCGGAUCCUACCAAUUGUCGACCACCACACCCUCCCCGCCCUCGUCGCUGUCGACAGCCUCAUCGACAAGUGCUGCGUGCCGCAUGACGUCGACAUCACCGUGCUGCCGGAAACUAACAGGACGACCCGCUAUUUCCAGCUGUCCGUCCUCUAUGCCGACGACCUGCCCCGUUCCCUCUCGCCCUUCGUCAGGAAGGCCUUGCAGGAGGCGGCACGGGUGGCAUACGAGCUGCGAUACACCAUCAGUCAGCACGAUAUCACUCACUCCGUCGACGACCCGAGCCAGACGGCCAUCGAGAUCGCAGAGAGCCUCUCAUUCGACAACGUGAGGCUCGUGAACGCCAUGAGUGCCUAUGGCUUCGCCCCUCCGCCCGGGACCCCCUCACCCGCCCCCGCCAUCAUCGACCACCUGCAGCCCUUCCCAGCGGCCAAGGAGCUGCAGAUCUGCAGCGGUCUGGGCGGGCCUGUGGGCAGCUUGCUGGCACAGAAGAUGCCCAUGGAGGUGGAAACGGUGAUCAUGCCCUCGGCUGUGAGGUCAGAGGACAAGACCAGGGUGCUGGAGGCGUUGGGGGAGGAGAGGGAGGUGGACACUAUCUACGUCGGUGCAGCUGGGAAUGCACUGAGUGCAUUGGAUGGAUGGAGGGCGGAGAGCUUCCCAGUGACGCACCAGAUGAGUGUCCAAUUUGGAGGUAUGCAGAAUACUAGGUGGUGUCCCGUUGACGUGUGCAUUGCUGCAUUGUGUGUGUGUGCCUUCGCUCACUGCCAGACGACCGAUAUCGUUGCAUCCACUUUCGAGUUGCACUGACAUCGCCUGGCGUCCGCAGCUCGCUCAAGAGCCUCAGCGUGCGGGUCCCGGCAUCUAUCGACCAUAACACCUUUCCCGCCCUCCUGGCUGCCGACAGCCUGAUCAACAAAUGCCGCGUGUCGGAUGACGGCGACAUCACCGUGCUGCGACAGAGCGAGACCACCAGACGUUCGGACAGGCCUCCUAGCUAUUUCCAGCUGUCCGUCCUCUAUGCCGACGACCUGCCCCGUUCCCUCUCGCCCUUCGUCAGGAAGGCCUUGCAGGAGGCGGCACGGGUGGCAUACGAGCUGCGAUACACCAUCAGUCAGCACGAUAUCACUCACUCCGUCGACGACCCGAGCCAGACGGCCAUCGAGAUCGCAGAGAGCCUCUCAUUCGACAACGUGAGGUACGUAACGGUCUCGAACGCCGACGGCUUCGUCCCCCCUCCCGGCGCCCCCGCCCCCACACCCACCAUCAUCAACCACCUGCAGCCGUUCCCAGGGGCCGACAAGCUGCGUGUCUUCAGCGGUCUGGGCGGGCCUGUGGGCAGCUUGCUGGCACAGAAGAUGCCCAUGGAGGUGGAAAGGGUGAUCAUGCCCUCGGCUGUGAGUGCAGCAGACCAGAGCGGCGUGAUGGAGGCGCUGGGAGAGGGGCGGAAGGUGGACACUGUGUGGGUCGGUGUAGCAGUGGGGGGUGCACUCAGUCCUUUGAAUGGCUGGAAGCCGGAGAGCUUCCCAGCGAUCAACAAGAUGUUCAUCGACUCAGCAGGUGCGCAUGCGCUUUGGCGUGAGUGGUGCGCCGCCUCAUCUCAUUCGCGCAGUGCUGCAUUGUGUGUCUUGUUGUCGUUCAGUUCCUGGGCAUGUGCGGGCUGUUGUGGCUGCCAGGCGGAUCUCCGACGGCCUCUCGUCCGUUGUGCGCAGCAUGCGGGGCCUCGAGCGUGUGAUAGUGUCGGUGAAUCGGAGGUCGGUCCGCAGCGCUAUUCGGCGUCUGCUCCCCGACAGCGCGAGCAGCACCUUCACCAUCUACUUGUUCGUCGACACCUAA
Molecule: messenger RNA, 3830 nt
Organism: Vitrella brassicaformis
Lineage: Eukaryota; Vitrellaceae
Source: the annotation of a GenBank genome assembly